AUGAGCGGAGGGGCCUGCGCACUGGCGACGCUCCUCCUCGCCACCACAACGACAGUAGCAUCGCCGACCACGUCCUUCUCCGAACAAUGCCUCGCCUUCCAACCCACCUCCCUCCUCCCCAACUCCAUCAUUCGCCUCCACGAACACAUCCCCUCAACCACCAACAUCACCCUUCCCGGAAUGGACUCCACCUGUGCUCGCACCUCCCAAGUCGUUCCCAUCGAAGCCUGCCGCAUCGCCCUCACGAUCCCCACCUCCAAACGCUCCUCCUUCAUCUUUGAGAUCUUCCUACCCACCGCUCCAGCCUGGUCAGGCCGCUAUCUGGCCACAGGAAACGGUGGUAUUGACGGAUGCAUCAAAUACGAAGACAUCGCCUACGGUCUCUCCCAUGGCUUCGCGGCGACAGGGACGAACAACGGCCACAACGGCACCAGCGGCCAAGCCUUCCUCAACAACCCAGAUGUCGUUCUCGACUUCUCCCACCGCGCACUGCACACCGCUGCUGAGGCUGCCAAAGUUCUCAUAGCAGCUUUCUACGACAAAGCGCCGGACAAGAGCUACUACAUCGGCUGCUCAGGUGGUGGGAGGCAGGGGAUCCAAUCCGCAGACUUGUAUCCCCACGACUUUGAUGGCUUGCUCGUCGGCUCGCCGGCGUUGAACUUCAAUUACAUGUCUGCGUGGCGGGCGAGCUUUUACACCAUUACCGGUGCGAACACUAGCGAGGGUUUCAUCCAAGCUGCAACCUGGCAGGGUCUCAUCCACGACGAGGUGAUGCGGCAAUGUGAUGAGCUAGACGGCGUGAGAGACGGCAUCCUCGCUGAUCCAGCUCUUUGCGCUGCAAUCUUCCGUCCGGAAACGCUGCUUUGCAACUGCACCUCCCCGGCAACCACCGCAAGUACCAACGCAACCUGCCUGACCCCUGACCAAGUCUCCGUCGUCCGCCAAGUCUUUUCUCCCCUAUACGGAACCUCCGGCCAACUCCUCUACCCAGGCCUCUCGCCCGGCGCUGAAUCCGCCGCUACACAGCGCCUGCUCUCCGGCACCUCAUUCCCCUACUCAGUCGACUGGUUCCGGUACGCAGUCUACUUCAACCCGACCUGGGACCCUGCAUCAUUCACCAUCGCCGACGCAGACGUCGCCGAGCGCCUCAACCCGGGUAACGCUCGUUCCUGGCCAGCCGAUCUCUCACCGCUCCGCGACGCCGGGAACAAGUUGUUGAUUUACCACGGCGGCGCAGAUCAGCAAGUCACGCACUUCAAUACCGAACGCUGGUAUGACCGGCUGUCAAGAUCGAUGGACUCGCCCAGCGAGGAACUGGAUGAGUGGGUGCGGUUUUUCAGGAUUCCGGGGAUGGGACAUUGUAGUGGUGGGACGGGCGCGGCGUGGAAAUUUGGACAGAGUGCUGCAACGGCGGAGGGUUUGCCGUUUGAAGGGGAGAGGAAUGUGUUGAAGGCUUUGGUGGAGUGGGUUGAAGAAGAGAAGGCGCCGGAUGGGGUGCUCGGAACGAUGGCGGAGGAUGGUGGGACGAGGUGGCAUUGUCGGUAUCCGGAGGAGAGUGUUUGGGUGGAUGGGCAGUGGACGUGUGGUAGAGUCUUAUCGGGCGUAGACGCUGCCGUAGAGGUUUGA
Molecule: messenger RNA, 1626 nt
Organism: Zymoseptoria tritici IPO323
Lineage: Eukaryota; Fungi; Ascomycota; Dothideomycetes; Mycosphaerellales; Mycosphaerellaceae
Gene: FAE
Product: ferulic acid esterase
Exons: 1
Coding region: 1-1626 (541 amino acids)
Source: RefSeq, a predicted model, not a curated record